AUGGUAUGUGAAAAUUAGUAAAUUGAGAUGGAUUAUGGAUGUAAUGAUAGAUGAGACUUAUUUUUAGUAAAGAAUUCAAAGAGCCAGCUCAGCAGGUUAAAUUUUGAGUCAAAAUCAAAAUCAAAAUCAAAAUCAAAAUCAAAAUCAAUGAAACUUUGUCUCAAGGUUUUUAUGAAUUAGUACUAACUAUUAUAGGCUGACAAAUCACAAAAUCCUAUGCGUGAAUUACGUAUUGAAAAAUUAGUUUUAAACAUUUGUGUUGGUGAAUCCGGUGAUAGAUUAACCAGAGCUUCAAAAGUUUUAGAACAAUUAUCAGGUCAAACCCCAGUCCACUCAAAAGCUAGAUAUACUGUUAGAACUUUUGGUAUCAGAAGAAAUGAAAAAAUUUCAGUCCAUGUUACUAUUAGAGGUCCAAAAGCUGAAGAAAUUUUAGAAAGAGGUUUAAAAGUUAAAGAAUAUCAAUUAAGAAACAAAAACUUUUCAGCUACUGGUAACUUUGGUUUCGGUAUUGAUGAACAUAUUGAUUUAGGUAUCAAAUAUGACCCAGGUAUUGGUAUUUACGGUAUGGAUUUCUACGUUGUUAUGGGUAGAGCAGGUGCCAGAAUCACAAGAAGAAAAAGAGCUAGAUCAACCAUUGGUAACUCACAUAAAACUAAUAAAGAAGAUACCAUUCAAUGGUUCAAAACAAGAUAUGAUGCUGAUGUUUUAGAUAAAUAA
Molecule: messenger RNA, 717 nt
Organism: Insectozyma verbasci
Lineage: Eukaryota; Fungi; Ascomycota; Pichiomycetes; Serinales; Debaryomycetaceae
Source: the annotation of a GenBank genome assembly